Molecule: messenger RNA, 7894 nt
Organism: Penaeus chinensis
Lineage: Eukaryota; Metazoa; Arthropoda; Malacostraca; Decapoda; Penaeidae
Product: vitellogenin-like
Exons: 15
Coding region: 19-7776 (2585 amino acids)
Biological process (GO): lipid transport
Molecular function (GO): lipid carrier activity
Source: RefSeq, a predicted model, not a curated record
UGACGGUGUUGAGCCACCAUGACGACCUCAAGCCUCGUGUUCGUGCUCGCCCUCGUGGCAGGUGGACUUGCGGCACCCUGGGCAUCAGACAUGCCGAGAUGUUCCACCGAAUGCCCCAUCACCGGAUCCCCCAAGCUGGCCUACCAACCCGAGAAAACCUACACCUACGCCUACUCCGGCAAAUCCAGAGUCCAGCUGACGGGCGUGGAGGACGGCAACUCUGAGAUUGAAUGGACAGCGGGAGUCGAUCUUACUUGGAUCAGCCCUUGUGACGUGGCCGUAUCCUUCAGGAACAUGAAGAUGGAUGGUGCCCCAGGUCCCAGUGCUGCCAGGAUACUGGAGAGAUAUCCACUGGUGGUGGCUGUUGUCGACGGGAGGGUGCAACAUGUGUGCACCCACCCUGAAGACGAACCAUGGGCCAUCAACCUCAAGAAGGGUGUUGCUUCGGCUUUCCAGAACGCCAUUCCUUCUCUCUCUGCUGGCAGCUCAGGAAUGACAGUAACUGAGACGGACGUUGUUGGAAAGUGCCCAACGAAGUAUGAGAUUGAGACCGAAGGAGAAAAGGUCAUCGUCGUCAAGGAGAAGAACCACCGCCAAUGCCAAGAACGCUUCCCAACACCUGCAGAAACACCUGCCCCUUGGCUGAAGGCUCCCCUGCCAAUCGAAGAAUCCAGGUCAGAGUGCAAGCAGGAGAUCACCAAUGGCAUUUACACCGCCAUCAUGUGUCAGGACAUGAACAUUGUUCGACCUGCCUUUGGAAUCUACAAGUACGUGGAGGCCAACCAAGAGUCAACACUUCGCUUCAUCUCCGAGUCCAGCGAUGCUUCCGCCAUCAGUGCCAUCCCUCGAGGUGAAUUCCACAUUGAAAGUCUCUUGUACAACCAUGAAAUGGUGAAGGAACCAGAAUUGGCACCUGAGGUGGAUGAGGUCAUGAAGCAGAUCUGCCAGAAGACCAUGGAGACUGCUGAGACUGAUGCUGCUGCGCUGGUUGCCAAAGCCCUCCAUCUGUUACGACGUGUUCCUGUGUCCGUAGUUGUAGCAACUGCAGAGAAAGUGCGAGGAGGACGUUAUUGUGGCAACUCUGCCAGGUUAGAGAGCAUCUUCCUGGAUGCCAUUGCCUUCGUCCACGAGUCUGGUGCUGUCAAGGUCAUGGUCCAGGAAAUAGAAAGUGGACGAGCAACAGGAGGACGUCUUGCUCUUUACACAGCUGCUCUUUACCUCACCCCACGACCCAACAUUGAAGCUGUGGAGGCCCUGAAACCCUUGUUUGAGAGUCCCCGACCUGUGCCUUCCUUGGCUCUGGCAGCUGCCACCAUGGUUAACAACUAUUGCCGUCACACUCCCCAUUGCAACGAGACAGCUCCAAUCAAGGAGAUUGCUGAGAUCCUGGCCGCCAAAGUCCAAAGACAAUGCUCUCCUUCUGCCGGCGAAGAAGUCGAGAAAGAAGCCCUUGCAACACUUAAAGCACUAGGCAACAUGGGAGUUAUUACACCUGCAGUAACACAAGCAGCAGUUGGCUGCAUUGAACAAGAGGGAGUAGAAACUAGCAUUCGAGUAGCAGCCGCUCAUGUUUUCAGACAAACCAAGUGUUAUCGUCCGGCAGUAGAGAAACUAGUUAGUAUUGCUGUCAGACCAGCCUUUGAAACUGAAAUCCGUAUUGCAUCGUAUCUCGCCGCCAUUAGAUGUACAGAAAAGGAAGAUCUAGAAGAAAUCUUUGAAAAGAUUUCAGUGGAAGAGAAUACUCAAGUUCGUGGAUUUAUUCUUGGUCACUUGCUGAACAUCCAGGAGUCUACAUGCCCCACCAAAGAAAAUCUCAGAUACCUUCUGACAAACUUUGUGAUUCCAACUGAUUUCGAGAGAGACUUCAGGAAAUUCUCCCGCAAUAUGGAUAUGGCUUAUUAUUCUCCUUCCUUUGGCUUGGGUGGCGAUCUUGAAUCUAACAUCAUUUAUACUCCAGGCUCUUCCAUUCCUCGUGCUGUUAACUUCAACCUGAAAGCAGCUGUAGAUGAGAUUCACAUGAAUCUUGGCGAAAUUGGUGCACGCUUUGAAGGAAUGGACCCUAUCAUUGAAGAAUUGUUUGGUCCUGAAGGUUACCUAUACACAACUUCAUUUGGAAAAAUUUUGGAAGACAUCACUGGAUUUGCUAAAGCCAAAGGAAGCAAGAUCAUGGAUCAGAUUAAGCAUACACUAAGGUCGAGGAGAUCUAUUGACUUUGAUACUAUUUCUAACUUCUUCAACAAACUCUAUGGUGAAAGGAACUCCGAAGGCACCCGUGCUGAGGUGUAUGCUCGAUUCAUGGGACAAGAAGUUGCCUAUGGAAAUGUUGGUGAAAUAUUCAAAGGAGAAACAGCUGAUAGACUUAUUGAAACUUUCUUCUCUUACUUUGAAGCUUCCUUUGAACAAAUGAAGAACCUAAACCUGAACACAGCAAGAACUGCUCAACUCUUCUUGGAUUAUUCACUGCCAACUAUUCAGGGCUCACCUCUCAAACUCAAGUUAGACGGGACUGCAGUUGCUGGCCUUACGGCUGAAGGUAAAUUGAGCAUCGCUGAAAUUCUUGCCGAUCUUGGAAAUCUAGAUACACACAUGAAGCUCUUGCCAAGCCUCUCUGUACAUGUCUCUGGCUUUGCUGGCUUUGACAAUCAUCUUAGUAAGGUAGGAAUCGAAAUGGAGAGCACUAUUUCAACUGCCAAUGGAGCUGCCGUGAAAAUAAGGACUGCAGAAGGGAAGAAAAUUGAGAUUGAAUUGGAAAUCCCUGAGAAAAUGGAACUCCUUAAUGUGAGAGCUGAAACAUUCCUUGUUAAGACUGUAGGACAGAAGCAGAUCAAGCUUACUCCUUCCUCCAUGAGAGAUGCACGGAUAAAGCAUGAGUCAUGCAUUGAUGUUCUUGAGCCUAUGCUAGGUCUUAAGACAUGUUAUGCAGUCAAUAUUCCAGAUAUUUUCCGCAAUAAUGUUUUGCCCCUUGGAGAACCAAUUGUUGCUAAAUUUUAUGUGGAGAAGGCUGAUCCCUCUAUGACAGGUUAUGCUGUGUCUGCUGCUAUCAAAAACAGUUUUGAUCACAAGGUUAUCAAAGUGAAUGCCAAAGCAGCUGGUGCCACAACACCACGGCAAGCUGAAUUGACCUUGUCCUAUAAGAAGGAAGUCGAGUCCACCAUCGCUUUCGCUAAGUUAGAGUCAUCCACUGUCACUACUGGUAUUUGGACCACUCUAACCACCAGAGAAGGAUUUAAGACUCUUGAUACAUUCAUGCAAUUCAAGACCGAGCAGAUUGAUCUGUCUCGUGGAAUCAAAAUGGAUGUUACCAUCAAAGGUAAUGCUGCUGAUGAAGAAUAUGAAGUGAAGGUAUUCAGUGGUCGUAGGAAGAAAUUCACCCCAGAAAUGCUUGUUUUGGAGACUAAACUCUCCAAGAAGGCUGCCGGCUCUGAUGUAAAUUUGGAAGUAAUUUGCAAGACUAAGAAUGCUCUAGCUGAGUUCCUCACCUUGGACAUCAAUGUCGCUGCUGAUUUUAAGAUAAUCACUCCUUCUGCUCUUAUGCAGUUUAGACAAAUUCCAAGAUUCCCUGUGGCUCUACCAGUAAAUCUGCACAAGAUGGAAAUAAAUGCUGCUUAUGGAAAUUGGAAAUUGGCAUCAUACAUGCGCGAAAAUCAGGUAACGGGCGAGACCUGCGAGCACAUCUCCGCCUUCAGGAUCACAAAGGGAAGAAGGGAAGUUAUGUCUAUAGAGGCUUCUCACAAAAUCGAAGGAAGACUUCUUGAAAAUAUCAUCAUCAGGAAUGAAGCUAAAGUUGGUAUCGGUGGUGCAUCUUACAAAAUAGCUUAUGAUGUGAUCUAUCACACUGAAAAAAUGGGAGUGUCGUUUGAAAUGCUGGAUGCGAGUUCAGGGAAGGUAGUUGCACUAGAAGCAAUGUAUAUUAAUCUAGGACAAGAACACAACACCAAAUUCAUGUUGGAGAUUCCAGGAUACAUCAGGAAAAUCAAGAUGGAAAAUAAGAUUGAAGGCACUGGGGAAGGUCGUUACAUGCUGGAAUCAGCAGUCAAGUAUGGACAACAGAUGCUUCUUCAUGCCAAUGGCCCGAUUGUGGCAAAGUUCACAAACAAUGUUGUCAAGUUGCAGACUGAUAUGAAGAUUACUGAAGUGACCAGUGAACCCUACACCAUCGGCAUCAAUAUCUUAUUUGCCAACAAGAAACAAGUGUUUGUCAUGGAAAUCAAAGGCCGAGAGGAGCCGGUGUUUGGUGUUGAGUGGAAGAUGGUGCGAGAAAGUCCCCAGAAGACCACUGUUGAUGUAGGGGUUGUCCUUUCUACCCUCAUCGAUAAUAAGAUCAGUGCUGCCAUUACCGAAGAACUUAUUCAAGUUAGUUUCAACAACGUAAUUCUACCCAAGACUCCUCUCAAUCGUCGAGUUAAAGGUUUUGUAGAGGUCAACAUUACUGAGAAAAAAACAAAUAUAAACUUUUCUUGGGAUGCUGAUAAUGAUGCCAGGAAGACUUUGAUAGUUGAUGCAGCUUUGAUAAACAGUCCCGCUAACCCUGGACAUGCUGAGAUCCGUGGGAACAUUGUCUUCGCUGGAGAGCCUUACCAUAUCAAGUUGGAAGUUACAAGCACAUCUCUUCUGAUGAAAACCAACGGAGAAACUGGAAUAAGGAUGACUGUGACUACACCCACCCAGAAAACUGUAGCACUGGAUGCUCUUGUUAGUACUGAACAUGAAGAAGCAAACGCAAAAGUAACCACCACUUUUAGGUUCAAGAGUUUGGAAGAAAAGGAGUACAAACUUAUUAGUGAGUUUGGUUCAGGGAAGCUCAGUGAUCCACUCAGCUAUACUUUUGAGGCCAAAAUAAUCUGCUCAACACCCGAAAUAGAAACUAAGAUUGAAAGUUUCUUUAAGCAUCAGAAGACAGAUGGAGAGCGCACUGUAACGGCUACGGUUGCUGUUGAAGCCCCAGUUUUAAGAGAUCCCUUCAGAGCAGUGUUUACAAUUCACAAUGCAGAAGGUUCUUACACUGGUGUAUGUAAAAUGGAAGGAAGUGCUCCUGCUACUGUCUUCGAAUGGAAUCUGAAAAUGACUCCUGAAGGAGGUAUUGAAGAUAUUGAAGCUGCUUUGGAUAUGAAAGCAGUGGUUAGAAUUCUUAAAACUGUCCGUGCAAUGGCCACUUUCCAGGAAGAAGCUUUCAGUCUGUAUGGAGGUGGGAUUGAAAGAUCACCAUACCAGUAUCGUUUCUCAAAACCAACACCUACAUCUUACACCAUGAUGGUGAAGAUACCAUCCCGCACAAUGCAAGGCAAGGUUAAGUUAUCUCCCUCAGAGUCUCGGAUAACGUUCUCCCCCAAUAAGGGUAGGACUGAUGCUAAAUAUGAAGUAGGUUACAAGUUCAAGCAUGAGGAAAGUUGGGGUGGACGCACAUCCAAGUGGGAGGCCAGAGCAAACCACCCUACCCUUCCCAAACCCAUCCUUGCUGCAAUUCAGUACACGGCUAAUGAAGAGACAUUUAAGGGAACUGUUGAAUUAGACAUUUUCCCAGAAGAACAGGAUAAAUUGACAGGCACACUGGAGACACAGCAAAUUGCAGAAAAUGCAUUCAGGACCGAAGUCAUUUUGACUGGCAGAAUGCUGAGAGUGAACCCCAAAGUAACCAUCACUGCUGCUAAUUCUUACGACACAUUUGGCUUUGAAAUGAAGGUCCAAAAGACACCAGCAGCAGCUCCAAGCUUCGUCAUUUCUACAAAAUAUGACAAGACUUCUGCACAAAGUGCAGCAGUUGCACUGAUAGUGCAGCUGGAAAAACAGCCAGUCUUUGAAUUCUCUGGAGUGAUAGAACCCGAGGAAGGAGUUUCUUGCAAUGGCGUCAACAUGAAGGCCAUCAUGUAUGCACCUGAAUUUGGAAAAUACAAUGUUUUCUCCAAAAUAUGCAAGCCUGCCUUUAUUGAGGUGACCACAAUGAGACACGGCGGUGAGAAUAAAUACAGCGCUAGGUUUGGUCUCCAGCUCCCCAAUACUGCUGAAUUUGGUCUCUAUGCAUCAGCUGGAGAGGAGCUUCAACAUGUUGCUCUUGCGACUGUAAGGCUGACUUCACCUACAAUGGUCAAGGCUGAAUUGGCCUACAAACGUGAGGAAGCAGAAAUGAUAAUGGCUGAAGCCAGUGAAAAUGCCAUGCAGGUGGUGAGGUUCAUUGAGACACUUGCAAUGGAUGUCUUCCACUUCCUAGAAGAAGAGGCUGCAGCAAAGGGUGUUCACUUCCCAUCACCACAGUUCGGCACCUUGAUGGAAGAAGCCAAGGAGGAAAUCCGAGGCAUCUUCCGAGAUAUCCUCACAGAUUUCAUGAUCCUAGAUGCUCGGUUCGUCCAUGAUAUCCUUGAGAGCCCGCUUGUGUCCUAUAUGUCACAUGUUUACUUGAGCGUGUGGUCACAAAUUGCCCGUCUCCAGAGGCAACUUUUGGCUGAUUUGACUGAAGGCAUUAAGGAACUGGGAGGGUAUGGAAACGUGACUGAUACCAUCAUGGAAAUUGUAAUGCAGAUUGUUCGAAUGAUCGAAACUCGAGAGUUGCCUGAGGUCUUGCGCGAACUACUGGAGGAGAUCAAAACCACUAAGCUGUACAAGAUGGUCAAGAGAGCGAUUAAUUCUAUGAUUCAAGAGUAUCCAGAGGAGUACGAAGCCAUAAAAUUCGUUGUGAUGAAAGUUAUCGCCACUCUUGAGCGAGAUAUCUCCAUUAUACGUGAGAAGAUCAUGGAGAUGCCAGCUGUCCAGAAGAUAAUUGAUUGGAUUAUCCAUCACUUCGAAUCUGGUGGAUUGGUGGCAAAUACUGCCGAAGAAGCAGUAAAUAGAUUUUUGGAAGAAAUUAUCUUCUUCUCAGUGGAAACUGGCAGAACCCAUGCAAUACUUUUUAUCCCCCUCCAUCAACCCGUGAAUUCACUGACACAGUUCGCACAACAAGCAGUGCCCAAUCCUGUCGUGACUCUCCAGAACCUCAUUUGGUCUUACGUGGAUUACAUACCCAUCCCUGUAGAACAUGCAAUCUGGGCAUACUAUAAUUUCGUGCCACGACACAUGAAGGAUCUACUACCUCCUUACUCACGCACAGCCAUGGUAGUUAGUAGCACCGAGGUCCUCACCUUCGGCGGCCUUGUAUUGCGAGUGCCUCGUUCCCCGUGCAAGGUACUCCUGGCUGCGCAUGGCUCCCACCGGCUCAUGAUGUCCCACCCACAACCCUCAGCCCCACCACAGAUUGAACUCAAGACAGCCGCAGCCACUGUCGUCAUCAAACCUAAUUUUGAAAUCCUAGUUAACGGCCAGCCUUUAAAGAGAUCCGAAGAAACUAUUGGAAAUGUUAGGAUUGAGAACAAAGCUGAAGAGAUAGUAGUAGGAUGUCCUUUGAUGAAGGUCACAGUAGCCAAGAAGGGCGAGGUCGUAGCUGUAGAAGCCUCACGAUGGAUUUUCGGCCGUGUAGCAGGACUUCUGGGUCCCAACAACGGAGAAAUUGGAGACGACCGCCUCAUGCCCAGCGGUGCAAGAGCCUCCAGCCCACGCGAGUUGGCGGCCGCCUGGCAGGAGGACCAGCACUGUCCCACCCCGGAGCUUCGUCCAGCUGAAACCACAGCGCACAGAGUCAUUCAUUGCGAAGUCCUCCUUGGAUUCCGCUCAAGGUGCAAUCCAGUAGUCCAGCCAAAAUCCUUCAUUGACAUUUGCCAUGUUGCACAGGAUCCUUGCAGUGUUGCCAAGGCUUACAGGACAAUUUGCGCUCUGAACGGCGUAGAGGAAAUCUUUCCUUUGGAGUGUUAGAGAUUUGACUGAAUUUAACCGAAGAUGACUGUUUUGAUCUAGGAUACAUAUUUAGAUUUAAGAGAAUGCAAUAUGAUUAUGAUGGGUAUUUUAAAUAAAAAGGGAAAACCGAUCUCUA